ACCCUGCAAGCUGCGUCAGGCCUUAUCCUACUUGUUCCUUUGGUGAACCAGGUUCAUUUAAGCUUGAAAAAAACAAAAAUGGCAUAUCUCUUAAGAAGUGUUGUCACCAUCAUUGAUGUAUUCUACAAAUAUACCAAGCAAGAUGAAGAAUGCGGCACACUGAGCAAGGAUGAGCUAAAGGAACUGCUGGAGAAGGAGUUCCGGCCAAUUCUGAAGAAUCCAGAUGAUCCAGACACAGUAGAUGUCAUCAUGCAUAUGUUGGAUCGAGAUCAUGACCGAAGACUAGACUUUACUGAGUUUAUUCUGAUGAUAUUCAAACUGGCUCUGGCCUGCAACAAGGUUCUUGGGAAAGAAUACUGUAAAGCUUCAGGGUCAAAGAAGCAUAGGCGUGGCCAUCAACACCAAGAGGAAGAAAGUGAAACAGAAGAGGAAGAGGAGACACCAAGACAGAAAUCAGGUUUCAGAUUUUCAAGUUGGAGUGAGGGAGAGGAGCAUGGACAUAGUUCUGGGGGCUCACGGGGACCUGCAAAACAUAGACGUGGGUCCAACUCUAAGAGGUUGGAAAGGCAAGAUGAAUUAUCCAGCUCAGAGGAAUCAAGGAAAAAACACCAUGGGUCUAUCUUUGGUCACUCUUGGAGUAGUAACAAAGAGAAAGAUGGUUCCAGAUCUGAAGAGCUAGGAGAAAAAGGAGACAAGUCAUAUGAUAGCCCCUCUAGAGAAUCUGAGGAAGAGUAUGAGUCUGGAUAUAGGUUAAACCACCAGGGAAGGGAAGGUCAUAGUGGAUUGUCAUGUGGAUUGGAGAAGAACAAAUAUGAGUUAAAUUACAUUCAAUUAAGAAAGGGUGGAGAACAAAAGCUUGGGUAUAAUACUUCAAGUUCAGGAAACAGUAAGAUACAAAGCCAUGUAUAUGGUUUUAGCAAUUCUAGUGGAUGUUGCAGACCAAAAAAUGCUUCAAGUUCUUGUCAGGCAAGUAGAUCACAGGGACAAGGAAAUCAGUCUUGCCGUACCCAGUCAAACUGUCAAUCAGGAACUAGUGGAGGACAAGGAUAUGGGUGUGUCUCAGAAGGUCAGUCCUCUAGAUGUUGUCAACCUAAACCUAGAUCCUGUAGCCAGUCUUCUAGUCAGAGAGGGUAUGGAUCUAAACAAUGUGGUCAACCACAGAACUGUGGAAGACAACAAAGAAUGGGUUCAAGUCACUCUUCUUGCUGUGGACCAUAUGGGUCUGGAGCAACUCAAUCUUCUGGUUGUGGCCAACAGAGAAUGAGUUCCUGUGGACAUUCUUCAAGCUCUCAUCAAAAGGGGUGUAGUUCAAAUGGAUUUUCCAAAGGUGAUCAGCGUGCAUCUGGUUCGGGGCACUCAUCCUGCUGUGAACAACAUGGAACAAACUCAAGUCAGUCCUCUGGCUUUAAACAACAUGGACAUGAAUCAGGUCAGUCUUGCUGUGGCCAACAUGGUACUGCAUCAAGUCAAUCCUCAGGUUAUAGUCAACAUAGGGUUGGCUCAGGGCAGUCAUGUCACUAUGGGCAGCAUGGGUCCAGUUCUGGUCAGUCAUCUAGCUCUGGGCGUCAUGGAUCUGGCUCAGGUCAGUCAUCUAGCUCUAGGCAUAACAGGUCAGGCUCAAGUCAGUCAUCUGGCCUUGAGGAGCAUGGGUCCAGUUCUCAUCAGUCACAUAGUUCUGGGCAUCAUGGAUCUGGAUCACGUCAGUCAUCUGGGUCUGAGCAGCAUGGUGCUGUCUCAGGUCAGUCAUCUGGCUCUGGGAAGCAUGAGACUGGACCCAGUCAGUCAUCUAGUUCUGGGCAUCAUGGUUCUGGCUCUCAGCAGCAUGGGGGUGGCUCAGGCCAGUCAACUGGCUUUGGGGAGCAUGAGUCGAGUUCUGGGCACUCAUCUAGCUCUGGCCAACACAGGUCAGGCUCCCGUCACUCAUCUGGCUCUGGGAAGCAUGAGUCUGGACGCAGUCAGUCAUCUGGUUCUGGGCAUCAUGGUUCUGGCUCUCAGCAGCAUGGGGGAGGUUCAGGAAACUCAACUGGCUUUGGGGAGCAUGGAUCCAGUUCUCAUCCACUGCCUAGUUCUGGUCAAAAUGAAUCUAGCUCAGGUCAGUCUUCCAGGUCUGAGCGGCAUGGGACAGGCUCAGGUCAGUCAUCUGGCUUUGGGCAACAUGGGUCAGGUUCUCAUCAGUCAUCUAGCUCUGGGCAUAAUGAAUAUGGCUCAGGUCAAACAUCUAGCUCUUGGCCGCAUGGGAAAGGCUCAGGUCAGGAAUCUGGCUAUGGAGAGCAGGAAUCUGGACAUGGUCAGUCUUCUAGCUCAUGGCAACAUGGGACUGGCCCAGGUCAGUCAUCAAGCAGUGAAGAGGAGGAAUCUAGACCUGGUCAGUCUUCUAGCUCAUGGCAACAUGGGAAAGGCUCAGGUCAGGAAUCUGGCUAUGGAGAGCAGGAAGCUGGACAUGGUCAGUCUUCUAGCUCAUGGCAGCAUGGAACUGGUGCUGGCAACCAGUCAUCUGGCUAUGGAGAGCACAAGUCUGGACCAAGUCAUUCAUCUAGAUCUUGGCACCAUGGGACAGGCUCAGGUCAGUCAUUGGGAUUUGGACAGCAUGGGAAGGGAUCUCAUCAGUCAGAAAGUUCUGGACAUUAUGAAUCUGUCUCAGAACCAUCCUCUAGUUCAUGGCAGCAUGGGAAUGGGUCAGGUGAGUCUUAUGGAUACGGAGAGCAUGAAUCUGGACAUGGUCAGUCAUCAAGUGCUUGGAAUCAUGGAAAUGAAUCAGGUCAGUCUAAUGGCUUUGGGGAGAAUGAAUCAGGACCAGAUCAGGAGGGAUAUCAACAGAGAGAGUCUUUUCAUGGCCAACAUAGACAUCCGCUAUCCCAACAUGAACAACACUCACAGUUUGGAUAUGGUAGAUCUCCAAGAUCACCAGUACACCCUGAGUCCAGUGAGGGUGAGGAACACUCAGUAGUCCCACGGAGAUAUUCUGGAUAUGGUCACGGUCAGGGUCAGGCAGGACAUCAACAGAGAGAGUCAGGGUAUGGCCAACGGGGCAGACCUCAAGGGCCCUCUCAGGACAGCAGUAGACAGCCUCAGGCCGGUCAUGGACAGCCCUCACAGUCUGGCUAUGGCAGAUCUCCAAGGAGAUCACAAGUCCACCCUGAGUACAGCGAGGGUGAGGCACACUCAGAAGUCUCACAGAGACAUUCUGGAUCCAGUCACUGUCACAGUCAGGGUCAGGGUCAGGCAAGACAUCAACAGAGAGAGUCUGUGCAUGGCCAACGGGGCAGACCUCAAGGGCCCUCUCAGGACAGCAGUAGACAGCCUCAGGCCGGCCAGGGACAGCCCUCACAGUCUGGCUCUGGCAGAUCUCCAAGGAGAUCACCAGUCCACCCUGAGUCCAGUGAGGGUGAGGAACACUCAGUAGUCCCACAGAGACAUUCUGGAUCCGGUCACGGUCACGGUCAGGGUCAGGGUCAGGCAGGACACCAACAGAGAGAGUCUGUGCAUGGCCAACGGGGCAGACCUCAAGGGCCCUCUCAGGACAGCAGUAGACAGCCUCAGGCCGGCCAGCGACAGCCCUCACAAUCUGGCUCUGGCAGAUCUCCAAGGAGAUCACCAGUCCACCCUGAGUCCAGUGAGGGUGAGGAACACUCAGUAGUCCCACAGAGACAUUCUGGAUCCGGUCACGGUCACGAUCAGGGUCAGGGUCAGGCAGGACACCAACAAAGAGAGUCUGUGCAUGGCCAACGGGGCAGACCUCAAGGGCCCUCUCAGGACAGCAGUAGACAGCCUCAGGCUGGACAGGGACAGCCCUCACAGUCUGGCUCUGGCAGAUCUCCAAGGAGAUCACCAGUCCACCCUGAGUCCAGUGAGGGUGAGGAACACUCAGUAGUCCCACAGAGACAUUCUGGAUCCGGUCACGGUCACGGUCAGGGUCAGGGUCAGGCACGACACCAACAGAGAGAGUCUGUGCAUGGACAACGGGGUAGACCUCAAGGGCCCUCUCAGGACAGCAGUAGACAGCCUCAGGCCAGCCAGGGACAGCCCUCACAGUCUGGCUCUGGCAGAUCUCCAAGGAGAUCACCAGUCCACCCUGAGUCCAGUGAGGGUGAGGAACACUCAGUAGUCCCAGAGAGACAUUCUGGAUCCGGUCACGGUCACGGUCACGGUCAGGGUCAGGGUCAGGCAGGACACCAACAGAGAGAGUCUGUGCAUGGCCAACGGGGCAGACCUCAAGGGCCCUCUCAGGACAGCAGUAGACAGCCUCAGGCCGGCCAGGGACAGCCCUCACAGUCUGGCUCUGGCAGAUCUCCAAGGAGAUCACCAGUCCACCCUGAGUCCAGUGAGGGUGAGGAACACUCAGUAGUCCCACAGAGACAUUCUGGAUCCGGUCACGGUCACGGUCAGGGUCAGGGUCAGGCAGGACAUCAACAGAGAGAGUCUGUGCAUGGCCAACGGGGCAGACCACAAGGGCCCUCUCAGGACAGCAGUAGACAGCCUCAGGCCGGCCAGGGACAGCCCUCACAGUCUGGCUCUGGCAGAUCUCCAAGGAGAUCACCAGUCCACCCUGAGUCCAGUGAGGGUGAGGAACACUCAGUAGUCCCACAGAGACAUUCUGGAUCCGGUCACGGUCACGGUCAGGGUCAGGGUCAGGCAGGACACCAACAGAGAGAGUCUGUGCAUGGCCAACGGGGCAGACCUCAAGGGCCCUCUCAGGACAGCAGUAGACAGCCUCAGGCCGGCCAGCGACAGCCCUCACAAUCUGGCUCUGGCAGAUCUCCAAGGAGAUCACCAGUCCACCCUGAGUCCAGUGAGGGUGAGGAACACUCAGUAGUCCCACAGAGACAUUCUGGAUCCGGUCACGGUCACGAUCAGGGUCAGGGUCAGGCAGGACACCAACAAAGAGAGUCUGUGCAUGGCCAACGGGGCAGACCUCAAGGGCCCUCUCAGGACAGCAGUAGACAGCCUCAGGCUGGACAGGGACAGCCCUCACAGUCUGGCUCUGGCAGAUCUCCAAGGAGAUCACCAGUCCACCCUGAGUCCAGUGAGGGUGAGGAACACUCAGUAGUCCCACAGAGACAUUCUGGAUCCGGUCACGGUCACGGUCAGGGUCAGGGUCAGGCAGGACACCAACAGAGAGAGUCUGUGCAUGGACAACGGGGUAGACCUCAAGGGCCCUCUCAGGACAGCAGUAGACAGCCUCAGGCCAGCCAGGGACAGCCCUCACAGUCUGGCUCUGGCAGUUCUCCAAGGAGAUCACCAGUCCACCCUGAGUCCAGUGAGGGUGAGGAACACUCAGUAGUCCCACAGAGACAUUCUGGAUCCGGUCACGGUCAGGGUCAGGGUCAGGCAGGACAUCAACAGAGAGAGUCUGUGCAUGGCCAACGGGGCAGACCUCAAGGGACCUCUCAGGACAGCAGUAGACAGCCUCAGGCCGGCCAGGGACAGCCCUCACAGUCUGGCUCUGGCAGAUCUUCAAGGAGAUCACCAGUCCACCCUGAGUCCAGUGAGGGUGAGGAACACUCAGUAGUCCCACAGAGACAUUCUGGAUCCGGUCACGGUCACGGUCAGGGUCAGGGUCAGGCAGGACACCAACAGAGAGAGUCUGUGCAUGGCCAACGGGGCAGACCUCAAGGGCCCUCUCAGGACAGCAGUAGACAGCCUCAGGCCAGCCAGGGACAGCCCUCACAGUCUGGAUCUGGCAGAUCUCCAAGGAGAUCACCAGUCCACCAUGAGUCCAGUGAGGGUGAGGAACACUCAGUAGUCCCACAGAGACAUUCUGGAUCCGGUCACGGUCAGGGUCAGGGUCAGGCAGGACAUCAACAGAGAGAGUCUGUGCAUGGCCAACGGGGCAGACCUCAAGGGCCCUCUCAGGACAGCAGUAGACAGCCUCAGGCCAGCCAGGGACAUCCCUCACAGUCUGGCUCGGGCAGAUCUCCAAGGAGAUCACGGGUCCACCCUGAGUCCAGUGAGGGUGAGGAACACUCAGUAGUCCCACAGAGACAUUCUGGAUCCGGUCACGGUCACGGUCAGGGUCAGCGUCAGGUAGGACACCAACAGAGAGAGUCUGUGCAUGGCCAACGGGGCAGACCUCAAGGGCCCUCUCAGGACAGCAGUAGACAGCCUCAGGCCAGCCAGGGACAGCCCUCACAGUCUGGCUCUGGCAGAUCUCCAAGGAGAUCACCAGUCCACCCUGAGUCCAGUGAGGGUGAGGAACACUCAGUAGUCCCAGAGAGACAUUCUGGAUCCGGUCACGGUCACGGUCACGGUCAGGGUCAGGGUCAGGCAGGACACCAACAGAGAGAGUCUGUGCAUGGCCAACGGGGCAGACCUCAAGGGCCCUCUCAGGACAGCAGUAGACAGCCUCAGGCCGGCCAGGGACAGCCCUCACAGUCUGGCUCUGGCAGAUCUCCAAGGAGAUCACCAGUCCACCCUGAGUCCAGUGAGGGUGAGGAACACUCAGUAGUCCCACAGAGACAUUCUGGAUCCGGUCACGGUCACGGUCAGGGUCAGGGUCAGGCAGGACAUCAACAGAGAGAGUCUGUGCAUGGCCAACGGGGCAGACCACAAGGGCCCUCUCAGGACAGCAGUAGACAGCCUCAGGCCGGCCAGGGACAGCCCUCACAGUCUGGCUCUGGCAGAUCUCCAAGGAGAUCACCAGUCCACCCUGAGUCCAGUGAGGGUGAGGAACACUCAGUAGUCCCACAGAGACAUUCUGGAUCCGGUCACGGUCACGGUCAGGGUCAGGGUCAGGCAGGACAUCAACAGAGAGAGUCUGUGCAUGGCCAACGGGGCAGACCUCAAGGGCCCUCUCAGGACAGCAGUAGACAGCCUCAGGCCGGCCAGGGACAGCCCUCACAGUCUGGCUCUGGCAGAUCUCCAAGGAGAUCACCAGUCCACCCUGAGUCCAGUGAGGGUGAGGAACACUCAGUAGUACCACAGAGACAUUCUGGAUCCGGUCAUGGUCACGGUCAGGGUCAGGGUCAGGGUCAGGCAGGACAUCAACAGAGAGAGUCUGUGCAUGGCCAACGGGGCAGACCUCAAGGGCCCUCUCAGGACAGCAGUAGACAGCCUCAGGCUGGCCAGGGACAGCCCUCACAGUCUGGCUCUGGCAGAUCUCCAAGGAGAUCACCAGUCCACCCUGAGUCCAGUGAGGGUGAGGAACACUCAGUAGUCCCACAGAGACAUUCUGGAUCCGGUCACGGUCACGGUCAGGGUCAGGGUCAGGCAGGACACCAACAGAGAGAGUCUGUGCAUGGCCAACGGGGCAGACCUCAAGGGCCCUCUCAGGACAGCAGUAGACAGCCUCAGGCCGGCCAGGGACAGCCCUCACAGUCUGGCUCUGGCAGAUCUCCAAGGAGAUCACCAGUCCACCCUGAGUCCAGUGAGGGUGAGGAACACUCAAUAGUCCCACAGAGACAUUCUGGAUCCGGUCACGGUCACGGUCAGGGUCAGGGUCAGGCAGGACACCAACAGAGAGAGUCUGUUCAUGGCCAACGGGGCAGACCUCAAGGGCCCUCUCAGGACAGCAGUAGACAGCCUCAGGCCGGCCAGGGACAGCCCUCACAGUCAGGCUCUGGCAGAUCUCCAAGGAGAUCACCAGUCCACCCUGAGUCCAGUGAGGGUGAGGAACACUCAGUAGUCCCACAGAGACAUUCUGGAUCCGGUCACGGUCACGGUCAGGGUCAGGGUCAGGCAGGACACCAACAGAGAGAGUCUGUGCAUGGCCAACGGGGCAGACCUCAAGGGCCCUCUCAGGACAGCAGUAGACAGCCUCAGGCCGGCCAGGGACAGCCCUCACAGUCUGGCUCUGGCAGAUCUCCAAGGAGAUCACCAGUCCACCCUGAGUCCAGUGAGGGUGAGGAACACUCAGUAGUCCCACAGAGACAUUCUGGAUCCGGUCACGGUCACGGUCAGGGUCAGGGUCAGGCAGGACACCAACAGAGAGAGUCUGUGCAUGGCCAACGGGGCAGACCUCAAGGGCCCUCUCAGGACAGCAGUAGACAGCCUCAGGCCGGCCAGGGACAGCCCUCACAGUCUGGCUCUGGCAGAUCUCCAAGGAGAUCACCAGUCCACCCUGAGUCCAGUGAGGGUGAGGAACACUCAAUAGUCCCACAGAGACAUUCUGGAUCCGGUCACGGUCACGGUCAGGGUCAGGGUCAGGCAGGACACCAACAGAGAGAGUCUGUUCAUGGCCAACGGGGCAGACCUCAAGGGCCCUCUCAGGACAGCAGUAGACAGCCUCAGGCCGGCCAGGGACAGCCCUCACAGUCAGGCUCUGGCAGAUCUCCAAGGAGAUCACCAGUCCACCCUGAGUCCAGUGAGGGUGAGGAACACUCAGUAGUCCCACAGAGACAUUCUGGAUCCGGUCACGGUCACGGUCAGGGUCAGGGUCAGGCAGGACACCAACAGAGAGAGUCUGUGCAUGGCCAACGGGGCAGACCUCAAGGGCCCUCUCAGGACAGCAGUAGACAGCCUCAGGCCGGCCAGGGACAGCCCUCACAGUCUGGCUCUGGCAGAUCUCCAAGGAGAUCACCAGUCCACCCUGAGUCCAGUGAGGGUGAGGAACACUCAGUAGUCCCACAGAGACAUUCUGGAUCCGGUCACGGUCACGGUGAGGGUCAGGGUCAGGCAGGACAUCAACAGAGAGAGUCUGUGCAUGGCCAACGGGGCAGACCACAAGGGCCCUCUCAGGACAGCAGUAGACAGCCUCAGGCCGGCCAGGGACAGCCCUCACAGUCUGGCUCUGGCAGAUCUCCAAGGAGAUCACCAGUCCACCCUGAGUCCAGUGAGGGUGAGGAACACUCAGUAGUCCCACAGAGACAUUCUGGAUCCGGUCACGGUCACGGUCAGGGUCAGGGUCAGGCAGGACAUCAACAGAGAGAGUCUGUGCAUGGCCAACGGGGCAGACCUCAAGGGCCCUCUCAGGACAGCAGUAGACAGCCUCAGGCCGGCCAGGGACAGCCCUCACAGUCUGGCUCUGGCAGAUCUCCAAGGAGAUCACCAGUCCACCCUGAGUCCAGUGAGGGUGAGGAACACUCAGUAGUACCACAGAGACAUUCUGGAUCCGGUCAUGGUCACGGUCAGGGUCAGGGUCAGGGUCAGGCAGGACAUCAACAGAGAGAGUCUGUGCAUGGCCAACGGGGCAGACCUCAAGGGCCCUCUCAGGACAGCAGUAGACAGCCUCAGGCUGGCCAGGGACAGCCCUCACAGUCUGGCUCUGGCAGAUCUCCAAGGAGAUCACCAGUCCACCCUGAGUCCAGUGAGGGUGAGGAACACUCAGUAGUCCCACAGAGACAUUCUGGAUCCGGUCAAGGUCACGGUCAGGGUCAGGGUCAGGCAGGACACCAACAGAGAGAGUCUGUGCAUGGCCAACGGGGCAGACCUCAAGGGCCCUCUCAGGACAGCAGUAGACAGCCUCAGGCCGGCCAGGGACAGCCCUCACAGUCUGGCUCUGGCAGAUCUCCAAGGAGAUCACCAGUCUACCCUGAGUCCAGUGAGGGUGAGGAACACUCAAUAGUCCCACAGAGACAUUCUGGAUCCGGUCACGGUCACGGUCAGGGUCAGGGUCAGGCAGGACACCAACAGAGAGAGUCUGUUCAUGGCCAACGGGGCAGACCUCAAGGGCCCUCUCAGGACAGCAGUAGACAGCCUCAGGCCGGCCAGGGACAGCCCUCACAGUCAGGCUCUGGCAGAUCUCCAAGGAGAUCACCAGUCCACCCUGAGUCCAGUGAGGGUGAGGAACACUCAGUAGUCCCACAGAGACAUUCUGGAUCCGGUCACGGUCACGGUCAGGGUCAGGGUCAGGCAGGACACCAACAGAGAGAGUCUGUGCAUGGCCAACGGGGCAGACCUCAAGGGCCCUCUCAGGACAGCAGUAGACAGCCUCAGGCCAGCCAGGGACAGCCCUCACAGUCUGGCUCUGGCAGAUCUCCAAGGAGAUCACCAGUCCACCCUGAGUCCAGUGAGGGUGAGGAACACUCAGUAGUCCCACAGAGACAUUCUGGAUCCGGUCACGGUCACGGUCAAGGUCAGGGUCAGGCAGGACAUCAACAGAGAGAGUCUGUGCAUGGCCAACGGGGCAGACCUCAAGGGCCCUCUCAGGACAGCAGUAGACAGCCUCAGGCCGGCCAGGGACAGCCCUCACAGUCAGGCUCUGGCAGAUCUCCAAGGAGAUCACCAGUCCACCCUGAGUCCAGUGAGGGUGAGGAACACUCAGUAGUCCCACAGAGACAUUCUGGAUCCGGUCACGGUCACGGUCAGGGUCAGGGUCAGGCAGGACACCAACAGAGAGAGUCUGUGCAUGGCCAACGGGGCAGACCUCAAGGGCCCUCUCAGGACAGCAGUAGACAGCCUCAGGCCAGCCAGGGACAGCCCUCACAGUCUGGCUCUGGCAGAUCUCCAAGGAGAUCACCAGUCCACCCUGAGUCCAGUGAGGGUGAGGAACACUCAGUAGUCCCACAGAGACAUUCUGGAUCCGGUCACGGUCACGGUCAAGGUCAGGGUCAGGCAGGACAUCAACAGAGAGAGUCUGUGCAUGGCCAACGGGGCAGACCUCAAGGGCCGUCUCAGGACAGCAGUAGACAGCCUCAGGCCGGCCAGGGACAGCCCUCACAGUCUGGCUCUGGCAGAUCUCCAAGGAGAUCACCAGUCCACCCUGAGUCCAGUGAGGGUGAGGAACACUCAGUAGUCCCACAGAGACAUUCUGGAUCCGGUCACGGUCACGGUGAGGGUCAGGGUCAGGCAGGACAUCAACAGAGAGAGUCUGUGCAUGGCCAACGGGGCAGACCUCAAGGGCCCUCUCAGGACAGCAGUAGACAGCCUCAGGCCGGCCAGGGACAGCCCUCACAGUCUGGCUCUGGCAGAUCUCCAAGGAGAUCACAAGUAAACCCUGAGUCCAGUGAGGGUGAGGAACACUCAGUAGUCCCACAGAGACAUUCAGGAUCCGGUCACGGUCACGGUCAGGGUCAGGGUCAGGCAGGACAUCAACAGAGAGAGUCUGUGCAUGGCCAACGGGGCAGACCUCAAGGGCCCUCUCAGGACAGCAGUAGACAGCCUCAGGCCGGCCAGGGACAGCCCUCACAGUCUGGCUCUGGCAGAUCUCCAAGGAGAUCACCAGUCCACCCUGAGUCCAGUGAGGGUGAGGAACACUCAGUAGACCCACAGAGACAUUCUGGAUCCGGUCAAGGUCACGGUUACGGUCAGGGUCAGGCAGGACACCAACAGAGAGAGUCUGUGCAUGGCCAACGGGGCAGACCUCAAGGGCCCUCUCAGGACAGCAGUAGACAGCCUCAGGCCGGCCAGGGACAGCCCUCACAGUCUGGCUCUGGCAGAUCUCCAAAAAGAUCACCAGUCUACCCUGAGUCCAGUGAGGGUGAGGAACACUCAGUAGUCCCACAGAGACAUUCUGGAUCCGGUCACGGUCACGGUCAGGGUCAGGGUCAGGCAGGACACCAACAGAGAGAGUCUGUUCAUGGCCAACGGGGCAGACCUCAAGGGCCCUCUCAGGACAGCAGUAGACAGCCUCAGGCCGGCCAGGGACAGCCCUCACAGUCUAGCUCUGGCAGAUCUCCAAGGAGAUCACCAGUCCACCCUGAGUCCAGUGAGGGUGAAGAACACUCAGUAGUCCCACAGAGACAUUCUGGAUCCGGUCACGGUCACGGUCAGGGUCAGGGUCAGGGUCAGGGUCAGGCAGGACACCAACAGAGAGAGUCUGUGCAUGGCCAACGGGGCAGACCUCAAGGGCCCUCUCAGUACAACAGUAGACAGCCUCAGGCCGGCCAGGGACAGCCCUUACAGUCUGGCUCUGGCAGAUCUCCAAGGAGAUCACCAGUCCACCCUGAGUCCAGUGAGGGUGAGGAACACUCAGUAGUCCCACAGAGACAUUCUGGAUCCGGUCACGGUCACGGUCAGGGUCAGGGUCAGGCAGGACAUCAACAGAGAGAGUCUGUGCAUGGCCAACGGGGCAGACCUCAAGGGCCCUCUCAGGACAGCAGUAGACAGCCUCAGGCCAGCCAGGGACAGCCCUCACAGUCUGGCUCUGGCAGAUCUCCAAGGAGAUCACCAGUCCACCCUGAGUCCAGUGAGGGUGAGGAACACUCAGUAGUCCCACAGAGACAUUCUGGAUCCGGUCACGGUCACGGUCAGGGUCAGGGUCAGGCAGGACAUCAACAGAGAGAGUCUGUGCAUGGCCAACGGGGCAGACCUCAAGGGCCCUCUCAGGACAGCAGUAGACAGCCUCAGGCCGGCCAGGGACAGCCCUCACAGUCUGGCUCUGGCAGAUCUCCAAGGAGAUCACCAGUCCACCCUGAGUCCAGUGAGGGUGAAGAACACUCAGUAGUCCCACAGAGACAUUCUGGAUCCGGUCACGGUCACGGUCAGGGUCAGGGUCAGGGUCAGGCAGGACAUCCACAGCGAGAGUCUGUGCAUGGCCAACGGAGCAGACCUCAAGGGCCCUUUCAGGACAGCAGUAGACAGCCUCAGGCCGGCCAGGGACAGCCCUCACAGUCUGGCUCUGGCAGAUCUCCAAGGAGAUCACCAGUCCACCCUGAGUCCAGUGAGGGUGAGGAACACUCAGUAGUCCCACAGAGACAUUCUGGAUCCGGUCACGGUCACGGUCAGGGUCAGGGUCAGGCAGAACACCAACAGAGAGAGUCUGUGCAUGGCCAACAGGGCAGACCUCAAGGGCCCUCUCAGGACAGCAGUAGACAGCCUCAGGCCGGCCAGGGACAGCCCUCACAGUCUGGCUCUGGCAGAUCUCCAAGGAGAUCACCAGUCCACCCUGAGUCCAGUGAGGGUGAGGAACACUCAGUAGUCCCACAGAGACAUUCUGGAUCCGGUCACGGUCACGGUCAGGGUCAGGGUCAGGGUCAGGCAGGACAUCAACAGAGAGAGUCUGUGCAUGGCCAACGGAGCAGACCUCAAGGGCCCUUUCAGGACAGCAGUAGACAGCCUCAGGCCGGCCAGGGACAGCCCUCACAGUCUAGCUCUGGCAGAUCUCCAAGGAGAUCACCAGUCCACCCUGAGUCCAGUGAGGGUGAGGAACACUCAGUAGUCCCACAGAGACAUUCUGGAUCCGGUCACGGUCACGGUCAGGGUCAGGGUCAGGCAGGACAUCAACAGGGAGAGUCUGUGCAUGGCCAACAGGGCAGACCUCAAGGGCCCUCUCAGGACAGCAGUAGACAGCCUAAGGCCGGCCAGGGACAGCCCUCACAGUCUGGCUCUGGCAGAUCUCCAAGGAGAUCACCAGUCCACCCUGAGUCCAGUGAGGGUGAGGAACACUCAGUAGUCCCACAGAGACAUUCUGGAUCCGGUCACGGUCACGGUCAGGGUCAGCGUCAGGCAGGACACCAACAGAGAGAGUCUGUGCAUGGCCAACAGGGCAGACCUCAAGGGCUCUCUCAGGACAGUAGUAGACAGCCUCAGGCCGGCCAGGGACAGCCCUCACAGUCUGGCUCUGGCAGAUCUCCAAGGAGAUCACCAGUCCACCCUGAGUCCAGUGAGGGUGAGGAACACUCAGUAGUCCCACAGAGACAUUCUGGAUCCGGUCAUGGUCACGGUCACGGUCAGGGUCAGUGUCAGGCAGGACACCAACAGAGAGAGUCUGUGCAUGGCCAACGGGGCAGACCUCAAGGGCCCUCUCAGGACAGCAGUAGACAGCCUCAGGCCGGCCAGGGACAGCCCUCACAGUCUGGCUCUGGCAGAUCUCCAAGGAGAUCACCAGUCCACCCUGAGUCCAGUGAGGGUGAGGAACACUCAGUAGUCCCACAGAGACAUUCUGGAUCCGGUCACGGUCAGGGUCAGGGUCAGGCAGGACAUCAACAGAGAGAGUCUGUGCAUGGCCAACCAGUCAGACCAGAAGUGCCCACUCAGGACAGCAGUAGACAACCUCAGGCCGACCAGGGACAGCCCUCACAGUCUGGCUCUGGUAGAUCUCAAAGGAGAUCACCAGUCCACCCUGAGUCCAGUGAGGGUGAGGAACACUCAGUAGUUCCACAGAGAAAUUCUGAAUCCUGUCACUGUCACUGUCAUGAUCAGGCAGGACAUCAACAGAGAGAGUCUGUGCAUGGCCAACGGGGCAGACCUGAAGGGCCCUCUCAGGACAGCAGUAGACAUCCUCAGGCUGGCCAGGGACAGCCCUCACAGUCUGGCUCUGGCAGAUCUCCAAGGAGCUCACCAGUCCACCCUGAGUCCAGUGAGGGUGAGGAACACUCAGUAGUCCCACAGAGACAUUCUGGAUCCGGUCACGGUCACGGUCAGGGUCAGGGUCAGGCAGGACACCAACAGAGAGAGUCUGUGCAUGGCCAACGGGGCAGACCUCAAGGACCCACUCAGGACAGCAGUAGAAAGCCUCAGGCCGGCCAGGGACAGCCCUCACAGUCUGGCUCUGGCAGAUCUCCAAGGAGAUCACCAGUCCACCCUGAGUCCAGUGAGGGUGAGGAACACUCAGUAGUCCCACAGAGACAUUCUGGAUCCGGUCACGGUCACGGUCACGGUCAGGGUCAGGGUCAGGCAGGACACCAACAGAGAGAGUCUGUGCAUGGCCAACGGGGCAGACCUCAAGGGCCCUCUCAGGACAGCAGUAGACAGCCUCAGGCCGGCCAGGGACAGCCCUCACAGUCUGGCUCUGGUAGAUCUCCAGGGAGAUCACCAGUCCACCCUGAGUCCAGUGAGGGUGAGGAACACUCAGUAGUCCCACAGAGACAUUCUGGAUCCGGUCACGGUUACGGUCAGGGUCAGGCAGGACACCAACAGAGAGAGUCUGUGCAUGGCCAACGGGGCAGACCUCAAGGGCCCUCUCAGGACAGCAGUAGACAGCCUCAGGCCGGCCAGGGACAGCCCUCACAGUCUGGCUCUGGCAGAUCUCCAAGGAGAUCACCAGUCCACCCUGAGUCCAGUGAGGAUGAGGAACACUCAGUAAUCCCACAGAGACAUUCUGGAUCCGGUCACAGUCACGGUCAGGGUCAGGUUCAUGCAGAACAUCAACAGAGAGAGUCUGUGCAUGGCCAACGGGGCAGACCUCAAGGGCCCUCUCAGGACAGCAGUAGACAGCCUCAGGCCGGCCAGGGACAGCCCUCACAGUCUGGCUCUCGCAGAUCUCCUAGGAGAUCACCAGUCCACCCUGAGUCCAGUGAGGGUGAGGAACACUCAGUAGUCCCACAGAGACAUUCUGGAUCCAGUCACGGUCACGGUCAGGGUCAGGGUCAGGCAGGACACCAACAGAGAGAGUCUGUGCAUGGCCAACGGGGCAGACCUCAAGGGCCCUCUCAGGACAGCAGUAGACAGCCUCAGGCCGGCCAGGGACAGCCCUCACAGUCUGGCUCUGGUAGAUCUCCAGGGAGAUCACCAGUCCACCCUGAGUCCAGUGAGGGUGAGGAACACUCAGUAGUCCCACAGAGACAUUCUGGAUCCGGUCACGGUUACGGUCAGGGUCAGGCAGGACACCAACAGAGAGAGUCUGUGCAUGGCCAACGGGGCAGACCUCAAGGGCCCUCUCAGGACAGCAGUAGACAGCCUCAGGCCGGCCAGGGACAGCCCUCACAGUCUGGCUCUGGCAGAUCUCCAAGGAGAUCACCAGUCCACCCUGAGUCCAGUGAGGGUGAGGAACACUCAGUAGUCCCACAGAGACAUUCUGGAUCCGGUCACGGUCACGGUCAGGGUCAGGGUCAGGCAGGACAUCAACAGAGAGAGUCUGUGCAUGGCCAACCGGUCAGACCUCAAGGGCCCUCUCAGGACAGCAGUAGUCAGCCUCAGGCCAGCCAGGGACAGCCCUCACAGUCUGGCUCUGGCAGAUCUCCAAAGAGAUCACCAGUCUACCCUGAGUCCAGUGAGGGUGUGGAACACUCAGUAGUCCCACAGAGACAUUCUGAAUCCUGUCACUGUCCUUGUCAUGAUCAGGCAGGACAUCAACAGAGAGAGUCUGUGCAUGGCCAACGGGGCAGACCUCAAGGGCCCUCUCUGGACAGCAGUAGACAGCCUCAGGCCGGCCAGGGACAGCCCUCACAGUCUGGCUCUGGCAGAUCGCCAAGGAGAUCACCAGUCCACCCUGAGUCCAGUGAGGGUGAGGAACACUCAGUAGUCCCACAGAGACAUUCUGGAUCCGGUCAUGGUCACGGUCACGGUCAGGGUCAGGGUCAGGCAGGACACCAACAGAGAGAGUCUGUGCAUGGCCAACGGGGCAGACCUCAAGGGCCCUCUCAGGACAGCAGUAGACAGCCUCAGGCCGGCCAGGGACAGCCCUCACAGUCUAGCUCUGGCAGAUCUCCAAGGAGAUCACCAGUCCACCCUGAGUCCAGUGAGGGUGAGGAACACUCAGUAGUCCCACAGAGACAUUCUGGAUCCGGUCAUGGUCACGGUCACGGUCAGGGUCAGGGUCAGGCAGGACACCAACAGAGAGAGUCUGUGCAUGUCCAACGGGGCAGACCUCAAGGGCCCUCUCAGGACAGCAGUAGACAGCCUCAGGCCGGCCAGGGACAGCCCUCACAGUCUGGCUCUGGCAGAUCUCCAAGGAGAUCACCAGUCCACCCUGAGUCCAGUGAGGGUGAGGAACACUCAGUAGUCCCACAGAGACAUUCUGAAUCCUGUCACUGUCCUUGUCAUGAUCAGGCAGGACAUCAACAGAGAGAGUCUGUGCAUGGCCAACGGGGCAGACCUCAAGGGCCCUCUCAGGACAGCAGUAGACAGCCUCAGGCCGGCCAGGGACAGCCCUUACAGUCUGGCUCUGGCAGAUCUCCAAGGAGAUCACCAGUCCACCCUGAGUCCAGUGAGGGUGAGGAACACUCAGUAGUCCCACAGAGACAUUCUGGAUCCGGUCACGGUCACGGUCAGGGUCAGGGUCAGGCAGGACAUCAACAGAGAGAGUCUGUGCAUGGCCAACGGGGCAGACCUCAAGGGCCCUCUCAGGACAGCAGUAGACAGCCUCAGGCCGGCCAGGGACAGCCCUCACAGUCUGGCUCUGGCAGAUCUCCAAGGAGAUCACCAGUCCACCCUGAGUCCAGUGAGGGUGAGGAACACUCAGUAGUCCCACAGAGACAUUCUGGAUCCGGUCACGGUCACGGUCAAGGUCAGGGUCAGGCAGGACAUCAACAGAGAGGGUCUGUGCAUGGCCAACUGGUCAGACCUCAAGGGCCCUCUCAGGACAGCAGUAGUCAGCCUCAGGACAGCCAGGGACAGCCCUCACAGUCUGGCUCUGGCAGAUCUCCAAGGAGAUCACCAGUCCACCCUGAGUCCAGUGAGGGUGAGGAACACUCAGUAGUCCCACAGAGACAUUCUGAAUCCUGUCACUGUCCUUGUCAUGAUCAGGCAGGACAUCAACAGAGAGAGUCUGUGCAUGGCCAACGGGGCAGACCUCAAGGGCCCUCUCUGGACAGCAGUAGACAGCCUCAGGCCGGCCAGGGACAGCCCUCACAGUCUGGCUCUGGCAGAUCGCCAAGGAGAUCACCAGUCCACCCUGAGUCCAGUGAGGGUGAGGAACACUCAGUAGUCCCACAGAGACAUUCUGGAUCCGGUCAUGGUCACGGUCACGGUCAGGGUCAGGGUCAGGCAGGACACCAACAGAGAGAGUCUGUGCAUGGCCAACGGGGCAGACCUCAAGGGCCCUCUCAGGACAGCAGUAGACAGCCUCAGGCCGGCCAGGGACAGCCCUCACAGUCUAGCUCUGGCAGAUCUCCAAGGAGAUCACCAGUCCACCCUGAGUCCAGUGAGGGUGAGGAACACUCAGUAGUCCCACAGAGACAUUCUGGAUCCGGUCAUGGUCACGGUCACGGUCAGGGUCAGGGUCAGGCAGGACACCAACAGAGAGAGUCUGUGCAUGUCCAACGGGGCAGACCUCAAGGGCCCUCUCAGGACAGCAGUAGACAGCCUCAGGCCGGCCAGGGACAGCCCUCACAGUCUGGCUCUGGCAGAUCUCCAGGGAGAUCACCAGUCUACCCUGAGUCCAGUGAGGGUGAGGAACACUCAGUAGUCCCACAGAGACAUUCUGGAUCCCGUCACGGUCACGGUCAGGGUCAGGCAGGACACCAACAGAGAGAGUCUGUGCAUGGCCAACGGGGCAGACCUCAAGGGCCCUCUCAGGACAGCAGUAGACAUCCUCAGGCCGGCCAGGGACAGCCCUCACAGUCUGGCUCUGGCAGAUCUCCAAGGAGAUCACCAGUCCACCCUGAGUCCAGUGAGGGUGAGGAACACUCAGUAGUCCCACAGAGACAUUCUGGAUCCGGUCACGGUCACGGUCAAGGUCAGGGUCAGGCAGGACAUCAACAGAGAGGGUCUGUGCAUGGCCAACUGGUCAGACCUCAAGGGCCCUCUCAGGACAGCAGUAGUCAGCCUCAGGACAGCCAGGGACAGCCCUCACAGUCUGGCUCUGGCAGAUCUCCAAGGAGAUCACCAGUCCACCCUGAGUCCAGUGAGGGUGAGGAACACUCAGUAGUCCCACAGAGACAUUCUGAAUCCUGUCACUGUCCUUGUCAUGAUCAGGCAGGACAUCAACAGAGAGAGUCUGUGCAUGGCCAACGGGGCAGACCUCAAGGGCCCUCUCAGGACAGCAGUAGACAGCCUCAGGCCGGCCAGGGACAGCCCUUACAGUCUGGCUCUGGCAGAUCUCCAAGGAGAUCACCAGUCCACCCUGAGUCCAGUGAGGGUGAGGAACACUCAGUAGUCCCACAGAGACAUUCUGGAUCCGGUCACGGUCACGGUCAGGGUCAGGGUCAGGCAGGACAUCAACAGAGAGAGUCUGUGCAUGGCCAACGGGGCAGACCUCAAGGGCCCUCUCAGGACAGCAGUAGACAGCCUCAGGCCGGCCAGGGACAGCCCUCACAGUCUGGCUCUGGCAGAUCUCCAAGGAGAUCACCAGUCCACCCUGAGUCCAGUGAGGGUGAGGAACACUCAGUAGUCCCACAGAGACAUUCUGGAUCCGGUCACGGUCACGGUCAGGGUCAGGGUCAGGCAGGACAUCAACAGAGAGAGUCUGUGCAUGGCCAACGGGGCAGACCUCAAGGGCCCUCUCAGGACAGCAGUAGACAGCCUCAGGCCGGCCAGGGACAGCCCUCACAGUCUAGCUCUGGCAGAUCUCCAAGGAGAUCACCAGUCCACCCUGAGUCCAGUGAGGGUGAGGAACACUCAGUAGUCCCACAGAGACAUUCUGGAUCCGGUCACGGUCACGGUCAGGGUCAGGGUCAGGCAGGACAUCAACAGAGAGAGUCUUUGCAUGGCCAACGGGGCAGAUCCCAAAGUCCUUUUCAUCCAUCACAUAGUAUCCAUUGGCAAUCAAAGUGUACCAUAAGCAAAAAAUCUAGUAGACUUUCUGGCCAUUAUGGAAGAAAUCAUUUUCAAUCAACCAUUAGUGGUAACCAAUAUGAUUCCAGUCAAUCCUCGAGACAUGGCAGCUAUGGGCCUCAAGACUAUGACUAUGGUCAGUCUGGGUAUGGACCUUCUGGAAGGUUGAGAAGUAACAGCCAGAGUUCUAUUCCUUUCAGUUCUGCACAUAGAGCAACAAAUAUGGAAGUCUUACCUUGUGGACAGUCUUUCUCUCCUUCUGAUCAUGUAGGUACCAAAGCAAAUGAACAAAUUGGAGAGCUAGUUUUUAAAUACAGAGAGUCAGAAACAGGUCCUGACCAGUCAGUUGAUUAUUACAAUCUUACUGAGUCCAAUAGUACAACUAGAGGGCAUGAGUGUAGUCAUGGCCAUUCUGUAGUAGUACCUGAACAUUCAGAUGACAGUGAUUUCAAUUAUGGUCACAGUUAUAAUGGUAAACAACAAAUUUGUCAGAGCCAGCCAACUGUCCAGUCUUGUUUUGAUGAUAGCCAAUACAUAUUAUUUCAGAAACAUUUAGAAUCCCCUUCAUUUGGAAAUCAGUCUGGAUUCAGCCCUAAUGAAAGGCAAUUAUAUACCUGUAACGAAUCAAUCGAUAGCUAUCAUCUGUCAAGUGAUAGCAACAAUAGAAAUCAAAUAUAUUCUUCCAAUAACUCUUUUCCCAACCUAUACUGCAUUGGAACUGAACAGUGUAUAUAUUUACCAAGUGCAACCAUAUUGGGUGAGGGAACAGAAGGACAGGAGCCUGGAUAUACCCAACCAGGGACCAUCUGUAAAUAUAAUCAAUUUUUAGAUGGCAGGAAGAGUAGAACCAGAGGUAACCAUGAAACGGGGAAAAUGAAGUCAGGUUCUGCCUACUUAGAUAGCAAUACUCCGCUAUAUACAUAUGUCCAAGAACAGAAAUCCUACUACUUUGAAUGAAAAGCCAGUAUAAUAUAUAAUAAAUGAUAAGUACUAAACCCAAGGAGUAAGGAGAUGCUUAGUAAGACAAAACAUUUACCAUGACUCCUUAUUUUGGCAGUAGGUGGUAUAUUUCAUUUUAACUGUAUUAAUAUUUUAAUGUUUGGUGCAAGAUCUGUUUGUAGGUCUACAUAGUUAUUUAGCUUCUUGGAUAGAAGAAACUAAAUGAAAAAAGUAAAAUAUAUUUGAGCCAUAGUCAGAAAUAUAUGAUUAAAAUAUAUAUGAUUUUGGUGUUUGGGAUUUAAAAAUCAACAUUUUACAAUUAUUUGAGGCAAUCAUUUGGUUUUUCUAUAUGCUGUAUUAAUUUAUGGUUAAAAACCUAUCCAAGAAGCAAGGGACAUACUUUUAGAAGUCAGAGUUUUUCUUGUAGUAUUAUAAUAAAUUUCAUGUCCUAAACAAAAAAUUUGAUUGUUUCCUGGUUGGGGAUUCACAAUAUUUUCAUCUUUUGUGUCACUUGUGGUAUUCUGUAUUACUAUUUAAUUUACUGUCAUGAUUUCCUAGAUAGAGGAAUCAGAAAAUUGUAUCAGAUUAAAAUUGCCAAUAAAUGUUUCAUCUGAAUAUA
Mus musculus (house mouse) is the source of this 20806-nucleotide messenger RNA. It is a transcript of the gene Flg2, whose product is annotated as filaggrin family member 2. Gene Ontology annotation, molecular function: calcium ion binding; transition metal ion binding. Bases 79 to 20205 code for a protein of 6708 amino acids. The transcript is spliced from 3 exons. The record is from RefSeq and is marked validated. Lineage: Eukaryota; Metazoa; Chordata; Mammalia; Rodentia; Muridae. Gene Ontology annotation, cellular component: cornified envelope; cytoplasm.